UUCCGCAGGAGGCAGUUGACCGUUGAUGAUCACGUUCGUUCAAGAUGAAACGCAGUUGGUUAACGUUGAAUUCUAGUGACAAAUGGGGAGCUUUGCACGGUGUUGUCCCCCUUCUUCUUCUCUGCGUCGUUAUUCCUUACUGGAGUCACAUUGAAAAUGGGUGGGUCAACCUCGGAAUACGGACGCAAUCUCUUUGGGAUCGAAUGCUCGACACGAUUGGCGAUGAUACAUUCAAUCUCUACGUUUACGGACUGAACAGCUGGACUUUUGUCUUGUACUGGUCCGUCGGGUUGGCCUUCUUAUUCGCCGAGACUUGUGCUAGGCCACAGUGGCUGCUUCGAUAUAAAGUUCAACCGAAGGCAACGGUCGAUCGCAAACGUCUGUAUUCGUUGGUUACGACCGUUCUGGUCAACCAGUUUUUUGUGAUCCUCCCAUUUUCAAUCGUCAGCCACUACAUACUAUUAUUUCGAGGAACCUUACCACCAAUCCGCGAAGUACCGACAUUCCAACGAUUCGUGAUCAUUUUUGCCAUUCUUGUUACAACGCAAGAAGUCGUAGGUUAUUACACGCACCGGUUGUUCCAUCACCGGCUGAUUUACAAAUGGACCCACAAACUGCAUCACCAAUGGACGGCCCCCAUAGCUUUGUCCGCCUAUUACAAUCGUCCAUUAGAUCACCUGAUUGUCAACAUGAUGCCGGCCACCAUAGGAUUGCCGCUAACGAACGCCCAUUUCUUCACGUCUUGGCUAUGGUUGACGUGGGCGACUCUUCGGACUCUGUCGGAUCACAGCGGUUAUCACGUGCUGCCAUUUCCGUCACCGAGACGUCGUGAUUUCCAUCACCAGAAAUUCACAGAAUGUUACGGUGUUUGGGGACCUCUGGAUUACCUGCACGGCACGGAGACACUCUUUCGCGCAAGCAAAACAGCCAGUAAAAGCCAAUAAUUAUGUAAGACAGAUAUUGUCUACCACGCACAUUUUAUUUCCUUAGCCAACAUGUUGUAGUCAAUCAAUUUUGCUACAAUUAUACCAAGAGA
This is a messenger RNA of Daphnia carinata, 1036 nucleotides long. Its product is annotated as fatty acid hydroxylase domain-containing protein 2-like. Bases 45 to 944 code for a protein of 299 amino acids. Gene Ontology annotation, biological process: sterol biosynthetic process. Gene Ontology annotation, molecular function: C-4 methylsterol oxidase activity; iron ion binding. The transcript is spliced from 5 exons. NCBI's taxonomy places the organism in Eukaryota, Metazoa, Arthropoda, Branchiopoda, Diplostraca, Daphniidae. The record is from RefSeq and is a predicted model, not a curated record.